AUGGCGCACGAGUCCGGACUGUUCUCAGUCCGAAGACCACGAGAAACUCUCGGCGGUAUCAAUCACAACGUCUCCGCGAUCCCCAUGCCCUCCUCCGCCAUGAAGCGCUCCACUUCCCAAAACAACCUCAACUCCCACGGCCGGUCCACCUCCACCUCCCGCCUCUCCCUCGCCCCAAACCGCACAUCCCAACUCCACCGCUCCUCCUCUGGCUCCAACCUCGCCGAUGGCUUCGCGAGCGUUCACCGCAACUCGACCAACAACAUGAUGUCGUCGCAGCGGCGAUCCACCUUCGCCCCAAUGGCGGCCUCGACCCCGCGUCCCCCGUCGUUCGGCCUGGAUCUCAGCGCGCAGCGACGGAGCAGCAUCUUCAGCGCGCGUCCGUCGGGGGUGAACGGCGGAGGCGGCGCAUCGCGACAAUCGUUCUUCCAAACCGCCCCGGCGCCGCCGACCGUCCCGCAGGAUCCGCGACGGUUAAAAGACGGGAGCACGCGUGCGCAGAUGGCACACGAGCUAAUGGAGUAUCUGUCGGAGAACAACUUUGAGAUGGAUAUGAAAUACAGUCUAUCCGCCAAGGCGUUCACGUCGCCGACGCAGAAGGAUUUCAAUUGCAUGUUUCAGUGGCUGUAUAAGCGGCUGGACCCAUCGUACCGCUUUCUGAAGAGUAUCGAUGCGGAGGUGCCGCCGUUGCUGAAGCAGCUGCGGUAUCCGUUUGAGAAGAACAUCAUGAAAAGCCAAAUUGCGGCCGUGGGAGGAAACAAUUGGCAUAUCUUCUUGGGCCUCUUGCAUUGGAUGAUGCAGUUAGCGCGGAUCAUGGAUGGAUAUGCAUCGGGAGUAUAUGACGAUGCAUGCAUGGAGGCGGGUUACGAUGUGACCGGAGAUCGAAUCAUCUUCACAUUUCUGUCGAACGCAUAUCGAGACUGGUUGUCGGUCGAAGACGAUGAGUCGGACGAGAAUGCGGAGAAGAUCAUCAAACCGCACAUCGAUGUGAUGGCCGGGCAGUUCGAAGCGGCGAAUCGCGAGCAUCUGGAGCAAGUCAAGCUGCUUGAAGCAGAGAGCAAGGCCUUGGCGGAUCAGGUCGAAGAGCUUGGCCGUGGCGCGGAGAAAAUGAAGAAGCUAGACGACACGAUCAAGAUCCUAGAGGAGGACAAGGGGAAAUUCGAGCAGUACAACGCGAACAUGGAAGCCAAAGUGGAGAAAUACCAGAACCGCAUCCAGCUUCUCGAGGAAGAAAUCCAGAAGGUCGAGCAGGAAGUCGAUGAAGCUGAUCGAGAACGGCGGGAGCUGCAAGACUGUCUGGACAGCAAAGGCAUCCCGAUCCAAGACAUCGACCGCAUGAAUGCCGACCGAGAACGCAUGUCCAAGGGCGUCGAGGCCACUCAAGUUCGACUGGAAGAAGCAAGGAGACGGGUAGGGGAGCGAGAAGCCGAAGCCGAGGCCAAACUCGAGGAGUUGCGAAACACAAUGGAGCGUUAUAACUCCUUAGGUUACGAAGUUGGCAUCAUCCCCUCCACCGCUUCCAAUGCCAAAGGAAUCAACUACGAGCUCGUCCUGUCUGUCUCUGACGGCUCACACUUCAGCACUUCCCAAGGGUCGCAGUCCGAAGACGACCGAUUCUUAACGGAUGCCGGGAACGGGUACCAGCCGCACCAGCUCCUCAAUCUUGACCUGAAGGGUGCGGUCCGCAACAACAUCAACACGCUACGGAAAGAGAUCGGUGAGCGACGAAUGGUGGCCACGGGGCAGGACGAGGAAAUCCGCGACCUAGUGUUGAAGACAGAUGUGGAGUUGGAUGAGCGGAAGCAGGAGGUCGAUCAGCUGGAGUACCGCGUCAAGUCUGCGUCGGAUGAGUUUGAGAAGACGCGAGAGUUGACCAACGAGCAAAAAAUGACUUCCGAUACACACGUCGAGAAGAUGGAGCGAGAGCUCGCGAGUCUAAGGACCGGGUUGAGCGAUAGCAUACAGAUGACCGAACAACGAGAGAUGAAUACCAACUUAGAGUACGAGCGACUCAAAGACCGCGCGGACGCCGUCCGAGAAGAACUGCAUACCGAAAUCGAGCGGAUCCUCAACGACGUGAUCAAGUUCAAGGUGCAUAUCCAGAAGAGUCUCGAGGACUAUGAGCAGUUCGUCGCGGAGGAGGUGGAGGGGGAACUGGCGGGACAGGAGGAGCAGGAGUAUGAGCAGGAUGUGGAAAUGGAGGAGGAUGAGUGA
This is a messenger RNA of Eremomyces bilateralis CBS 781.70, 2214 nucleotides long. RefSeq lists its product as uncharacterized. Bases 1 to 2214 code for a protein of 737 amino acids. Gene Ontology annotation, biological process: attachment of mitotic spindle microtubules to kinetochore. NCBI's taxonomy places the organism in Eukaryota, Fungi, Ascomycota, Dothideomycetes, Eremomycetales, Eremomycetaceae. The record is from RefSeq and is a predicted model, not a curated record. The transcript is spliced from 4 exons. Gene Ontology annotation, cellular component: Ndc80 complex.